CUUGUCUUUUAUAUAUUCUACAAUAUAUUAUUGCCAAAAAUUUCAAUGAAGUUGCAGCUGGUCUACUCACUCACCAUUUUCUUGCUUGCUUUUGUAGCAAGUAGUCAUGCAGCUAUAUCUCCGGAUGUUUAUUGGAAAACAAAAUUGCCUAAUACUCAAAUUCCGAAAGUGAUCAAAGAUUUACUCCCCCAUUCAGAGGAUGACUUUCUUGACACAAAGAAGCAGGUAUACUAUGGUUUACACCAACAUGGAGCCUGGAUUUUCCAUGCUGCUACCGAGGAUGAGAUUCGUGAGAUUACAAAUGAAAAACCUGCCCAAAACGAUCUUCAACAUAAUUUCCUUUACAAACCUUACUUCUUCGAAAAAGAAUUAGAGAAAAGAAAAGUUAUCAAUUUUCCCUCUCUAAAGAAUAAAAACGACGCACCAUUUUGGCCUCGCCAAUUUGUGGAAUCCAUUCCCUUCUCAUCAGCAAAAAUCCCACAAAUUCUGAACCAUUUCUCAAUAGAUAGCAACUCAAAAGAUGCUAAAACGAUUGAGGAAACAGUCAAAGUUUGUGAACAACCUGCGAUGAAAGGAGAGAAGAGAAAGUGUGCAACUUCUUUGGAGUCUAUGGUUGAUUUCGGCAUAUUCAUGCUUGGAACAAACAAUGUUAAGGUAAUUACAACAGAGGUCCAAGGGGAAAAUCAAAUGGUACAAAAGUACACCCUUAAGGAAGUUGAAUUGCUAGCUGAUGGAGUUAACAUGAUAUGCCACAAACUCAAUUACGCGUAUGCUGUGCAUUUUUGCCAUGGCGGAGGAGGUACAAAGACAUAUAUGGUAUCUAUGAUUGGUGCUGAUGGAACAAAGGUUAAAGCAGUAUCAAUAUGUCACAAAGAUACAUCUCUUUGGAAUCCGAAAGGAUUGCCUUUUGUUGUGCUUGAUGCUAAGCCUGGAACACCCUCUAUUUGUCAUUUUCUUCAAGAUGAUCAAAUCGUUUUUCUCCCUUAAAAAUUAUUAAGUCAGAAUGUAUAUCACUUGAAUCAUAAUCAAGAGAUGAUAUGUGUGUUCAAUAAAUACAUGAUUUACUUCA
Messenger RNA from Capsicum annuum, 1069 nucleotides. Its product is annotated as BURP domain-containing protein 5. Lineage: Eukaryota; Viridiplantae; Streptophyta; Magnoliopsida; Solanales; Solanaceae. Bases 46 to 987 code for a protein of 313 amino acids. The record is from RefSeq and is a predicted model, not a curated record. The transcript is spliced from 3 exons.